Molecule: messenger RNA, 942 nt
Organism: Peromyscus maniculatus bairdii (prairie deer mouse)
Lineage: Eukaryota; Metazoa; Chordata; Mammalia; Rodentia; Cricetidae
Product: olfactory receptor 14A2-like
Biological process (GO): G protein-coupled receptor signaling pathway
Cellular component (GO): membrane
Molecular function (GO): G protein-coupled receptor activity; olfactory receptor activity
Source: RefSeq, a predicted model, not a curated record
AUGCCCAAUGUCACUGCAAUUACUGGAUUCAUCCUCAUGGGGUUCUCUGACAUCCAUGAGCUACAGACUUUAUGUGGAGUGCUCUUCCUAGUGAUGUACAUGGCAGCUGUAAUAAGUAACCUGAUCAUCAUCACUCUCACCACCUUUGAUCUGCAGCUUCAAACACCCAUGUACUUCUUCUUGAAGAAUUUGUCUUUGCUAGAUACCCUUUUUGUGUCUGUUCCUAUUCCAAAUUUCUUUGUCAAUAGCCUAACUCACAACAAUUCCAUUUCCACUCUUGGUUGUGUCUUCCAGGUAUUUUUAAUGACUUCAUUUGCAGCAGGAGAAGUGUUUGUCCUGACUGCCAUGUCCUAUGACCGCUAUGUUGCCAUUUGCAGCCCUCUGCACUAUGAUGCCAUUAUGAAUGGUGGCACCUGUGUACAUUUGGCGGGGGUUUCCUGGGCUAUUGGGGUAAUAAUUGGAGUCAUAUAUACAGCUGGCACAUUUUCCAUGCCCUUCUGUGGUUCCAACAUGAUUCCGCAGAUUUUUUGUGAUAUUCCCUCAUUGCUAAGGAUUUCAUGCUCCAAAACACUUGUGGUCAUUUAUUCAAGUCUUGGAAUUGGUGUUUGUGUGGGCGUAUCUUGCUUUAUCUGUGUGGUGAUCUCUUACUUUUACAUUUUCUCCACCGUGCUUAAGAUUCCUACAUCUAAAGGUCAGUCCAAAGCAUUUUCCACGUGCAUCCCCCACCUCACUGUUUUCACUGUUUUCAUUGCUACUGCUUGCUUCGUCUAUGUGAAGCUGCCCUCCCACAUACCAUCAAUUACAGACAGGCUUUUUUCUGUGGUCUACACUGUGUUACCUCCAGUACUUAAUCCUGUGAUCUACAGCCUGAAGAACACGGAUGUCAAGUGUGCUCUGAAGAGGUUGAAGCAAAAUCUCCGCCUAGGGUUUUCAUUUCACUGA